Python bivittatus (Burmese python) is the source of this 9692-nucleotide messenger RNA. The record is from RefSeq and is a predicted model, not a curated record. NCBI's taxonomy places the organism in Eukaryota, Metazoa, Chordata, Lepidosauria, Squamata, Pythonidae.
AUGACAGAUCCUAUGAUGGAUUUUUUUGAUGAUGCCAAUCUUUUUAGUGAUACUUUAGAAGGUUUGUCAGAUGAUGCCUUUGUACAAACUGGGCCUGUUUCACUUGUUGAUGAAUUGAACUUGGGUGCAGAGUUUGAGCCUUUACAGAUUGAUUCUUUAAACCAUGUGCAGGAGACGCAAACUCAACAAAAGAUGAAUGAUUAUGAUCAUCUAAACCAGUAUGAUUCUCUGAAACUUCAAGUAAAUCAAUCCUUCAGUAGUCCAGUUGAAAAUGUUUUAUCACCACAUUCUGAGUUUAAUUGCUCUCCUGUUCAUCCACAAAAUCAAGCUAAUGGAUUGUUUCCUGAUGUAGCAGAUGGAAGUCCAAUGUGGGGACACCAAACUUCAAGCAGUGUUUCUAAUCAGAAUGGAUCUCCAUUUCACCGAGGACAUACACAGUCUAUGCAGCAAAAUAAAACCUUUGUAGCACACCACAGUUUUGCCUUAUUUCAGGCCAGUGAACAGCAUCAUUCGUGUGCCUCGUUGCAGUCGCAGCAGAGCAGAAAUGGUGUUAAUACAGGAGAGAAUACUCAGAAUCAGUCUGAAGGUUUCAUGGAGGUUAAUGCAUCUGUUUCAUGUAGAACUAAUGUUCCCCAUCCAUCCCAAGCUGUUGAUAUAUCAAAAUCACAACAGUCCAUCUCUAUGCCAUCAUUUUCUCAGACGACAAAUAACUCACCCCACUUUUGUGGAAAUCAAGAAGGAAACUAUGAUGGACCCUCUCCUACUAUAACAUCAUGCUCCAUUAAUACACAGUUUUCUCCUCCUUUUUCCUAUAAUAGUAACCAGAUCUCUCCCACCAGUCUUCUUCAGUCUUCUGCAACUCUUUCUGUUGGUCAACAAACUCAUCCUCUAUCUGACUUUUCUGGAAGUGAUGCCUUUGCAACUCGAAGAGGGACCAAACAAGAAGAUUCAGAUAGCAUCCUUAAUUCAAGUACAUCACUGAAUUCAAAUAAUUUCCAUGUGUUGCAUUCAGCACAACCUCAGGGCAACUUCAGUAGUUCAAAACUAUCAGCGGUGAACAUUAAUUUUUCUACCCCUACUGGUUCUGGUCCUCAGUUAAGCCACUUCAGUGAUCCUAUAGAGGGUAAUGGUUUUUCAUCUUUGGAUGAGAAUUUGCUUCAUCAGGUGGAGUCUCAAACUGAAUCAUUUACAGAACUUGACCCAGAAGCCCUCCUUCAUGAAGAUCUCCUUCCCCAGUUUGAUGAAUCUGCAUUUGUUCAGGACACCCCAAGUAAUGAUUUAGAACAUCAACUGGAACAACGCAUAGUCCCACAAACAAACCUUCUUCGGACUCAGUCUCAAAACUGCAAUCAUCCUUGGUAUCCUCCUGGUUCUAAUCUACAUCAGCAAGAGCGGAAGCAUGUCAGUGCUCAAGGCCAGCCUCCCUCCAACAAGAAAGCAGAUGGUUCUGGGACAUAUGCUAAGUUGCAGAAUACCCAGGUGAAAUCAAUGCUCGAGAAGAAACAGAAGAAAAAAGUGGAAUCUGAAAGUAAGCAGGAAAAAGCUAAUCGCAUCAUAUCUGAGGCAAUAGCAAAAGCAAAAGAGAGAGGGGAGAGAAACAUUCCACGAGUAAUGAGUCCAGAAAACUUCCCAAGUGUUUCAGCAGAGGGAAAAGAAGAAAAGAAGGGCAGAAAAGCUAAAUCCAAACCAAAAGACAAAGAAAGCAAAAAGCCCAAAACUGGCUCUUCCAAAACUAAAGAGAGGGCAAAAAUUGGCAAGCUUAUUAUUACACUGGGUAAAAAACAGAAGAGAAAAAAUGACUCCUCAGAUGAAAUGUCAGAUGCUAAACAGACUACUCAGCAAUCUUUCAAAGAUGAAACUUCACAGAAGAGAAGAUCAAAUCGACAAAUUAAAAGGAAGAAAUAUGCAGAAGAAGGUGAAGGAAAACAAUCUGAGGAAGAAACCAAAGUUUCUGUAAAAAUAAAAAAGAAUUCUGCUCCUUUGCCUGCUGAACAACCUUUACAGUUAUUUGUAGAGAAUCCAAGUGAAGAAGAUGCAGCAAUUGUAGAUAAAAUUUUAUCUUCCAGAAUUAUAAAAAAAGAAAUUCCUGGGACUGUGUCAGUAGAAGCAGAAGAAUUUUUUGUUAAAUACAAAAACUACUCCUACCUCCACUGUGAAUGGGCCACGGAGCAACAGCUUUUAAAGGAUAAAAGAAUCCAGCAGAAAAUCAAACGUUUCAAGCUGAGGCAAGCACAGAGAGCCCAUUUUUUUGCAGAUAUGGAGGAAGAACCUUUUAAUCCUGAUUAUACUGAAGUAGACCGGGUAUUAGAAGUCUCCUUUUGUGAAGAUAAAGACACUGGAGAGCACGUUACUUACUAUUUAGUAAAGUGGUGCUCAUUGCCAUAUGAAGACAGCACAUGGGAAUUGAAAGAAGAUGUAGACCAAGGAAAAAUAGAAGAAUUUGAACAGCUACAAGCUUUAAGGCUUGAUUCAAGACGAUUGGAUCGCCCUCCUCCUAAUUCAUGGAAGAAGAUAGAACAGUCCAGGGAAUAUAAAAAUGGCAACCAACUCAGGGAAUACCAGUUGGAAGGGCUCAACUGGCUUCUUUUCAAUUGGUAUAAUAGACAAAACUGCAUUUUAGCAGAUGAAAUGGGCCUUGGCAAAACCAUCCAGUCGAUAACAUUCCUCUAUGAAAUCCUUCUGAAUGGUAUAAGAGGACCUUUCCUGAUCAUUGCUCCACUUUCAACCAUAGCCAACUGGGAAAGAGAGUUCCGCACAUGGACUGAUCUUAAUGUUGUGGUAUAUCAUGGAAGCAUGAUUAGUAGGCAAAUGAUACAGCGAUAUGAGAUGUAUUUCAGGGAUUCACAGGGCCGCAUUAUUAGGGAUACCUACAAGUUCCAGGCCAUAAUCACCACUUUUGAAAUGAUUCUUGGGGGCUGUCCUGAACUCAAUGCAAUUGAAUGGCGUUGUGUUAUUAUCGAUGAAGCACACAGAUUGAAGAAUAAAAAUUGCAAGCUUCUGGAGGGACUCAAACUCAUGAAUCUUGAGCAUAAGGUGCUAUUGACCGGCACACCACUGCAAAAUACAGUAGAAGAAUUAUUCAGCCUUCUUCACUUCCUUGAACCUUUGCGUUUCCCAGCAGAAUCUACAUUCAUGCAGGAAUUCGGAGACCUUAAAACAGAGGAACAGGUGCAAAAGCUGCAGGCUAUUCUGAAACCAAUGAUGCUAAGAAGACUGAAAGAAGAUGUAGAGAAGAAGCUGGCUCCAAAGGAAGAAACCAUUAUUGAAGUGGAGUUAACAAAUAUCCAGAAGAAAUAUUAUCGAGCUAUUUUAGAGAAAAACUUCGCAUUUUUGUCAAAAGGGGCAGGGCAAGCUAAUGUACCCAACUUAGUUAAUACCAUGAUGGAACUCAGAAAGUGCUGCAAUCACCCAUAUCUUAUCAAAGGGGCUGAGGAAAAAAUCUUAGGAGAAUUUAGGGAAACCUACAAUCCAACCGCUCUUGAUUUUCACCUGCAAGCAAUGAUCCAAUCUGCUGGGAAGCUAGUCCUCAUUGAUAAACUUCUCCCAAAAAUGAAAGCAGGAGGCCACAAGGUGCUUAUCUUCUCUCAGAUGGUCCGCUGUCUUGACAUCCUUGAAGAUUACCUAAUACAUAAAAGGUACCUGUAUGAGCGCAUCGAUGGAAGAGUAAGAGGAAACUUGCGCCAGGCUGCCAUUGACCGAUUUAGCAAGCCAGAUUCUGAUCGGUUUGUUUUCCUUCUCUGUACCAGAGCUGGUGGAUUGGGCAUAAAUUUAACAGCAGCUGAUACUUGCAUAAUUUUUGAUUCAGACUGGAAUCCCCAGAACGAUUUGCAGGCUCAAGCUCGUUGCCAUAGGAUUGGCCAAAACAAAGCAGUGAAAGUCUACAGAUUGAUAACAAGAAACUCUUAUGAAAGGGAGAUGUUUGACAGAGCAAGUCUGAAGCUUGGUCUAGAUAAAGCGGUCUUGCAGAGCAUGAGUGGCAGAGAAAAUAGCGUUGGUGGUAUCCAGCAACUUUCCAAAAAGGAAAUUGAGGACUUGCUUCGAAGAGGUGCAUAUGGUGCCAUUAUGGAUGAAGAGGAUGAGGGCUCCAAGUUCUGUGAAGAAGAUAUUGAUCAAAUCUUGCAGCGUCGCACAAAAACAAUCACAAUUGAAUCUGAAGGAAGGGGCUCCACAUUUGCUAAGGCUAGUUUUGUUGCAUCUGGAAAUAGAACAGAUAUUUCAUUAGAUGAUCCCAACUUCUGGCAGAAGUGGGCCAAAAAAGCAGAAAUAGACAUAGAUGCCAUCAGUGGUAGAAAUAGCUUGGUUAUUGACACCCCGAGAAUUAGGAAGCAAACAAGGCCUUUUAGUGCUACAAAAGAUGAACUUGCUGAGUUAUCUGACAUUGAAAGUGAAGGAGAGGAUAAACCGAAACUUAGAAGGCCUUGUGAUCGCUCCAGUGGAUAUGGAAGAACAGAAUGCUUUAGGGUGGAAAAAAACCUGUUAGUUUACGGGUGGGGACGUUGGAGAGAGAUUUUAUCGCAUGGGCGCUUCAAGAGACAGCUGAACGAACAAGAUGUGGAGAUAAUUUGCCGAGCCCUCCUAGCAUAUUGCCUUGUCCAUUAUAGAGGAGAUGAAAAGAUUAAAAGUUUUAUCUGGGAUCUUAUUACACCUACUGAGGAUGGGCAGACUCGAGAAUUACAGAAUCACUUAGGUUUGUCAGCCCCAGUCCCCAGGGGCAGAAAAGGAAAGAAAGUUAAGACCCAAGCCAGCACCUUUGACAUACAUAAAGCAGAAUGGCUUCGCAAAUAUAAUCCAGAACAUUUGUUGCAAGAUGAUGGGUAUAAAAAACACAUAAAACACCACUGCAAUAAGGUUUUACUUCGAGUUAGAAUGCUGUAUUACUUGAAGCAAGAAGUCAUUGGUAAUGAAUGCCAAAAAGUUUUUGAAGGAGUUGAUGCCAGUGAAAUUGAUAUUUGGGUCCCGGAACCAGACCACUCUGAAGUGCCAGCUGAAUGGUGGGAUACGGAAGCAGAUAAAUCUCUAUUAAUAGGUGUUUUUAAACAUGGUUACGAAAAAUACAACACAAUUAGAGCAGAUGCUGCUCUCUGUUUCCUGGAAAGAGUGGGAAAACCUGACGACAAGGCCGUGGCCGCGGAGCAGAGAGCAAAUGAUUAUAUGGAUGGGGAUGUAGAAGACCCAGAAUACAAACCAGCCCCAGCCAUGUUUAAAGAUGAUAUGGAGGAUGAUGCCUCAUCGCCUGGGGAUCUUGUAAUAGGAGAUGGAGAUGGUCAGAUGAUUGAAGGAGACAAGCUUUAUUGGCCAACUCAGUCUGCCUUAACAACACGAUUGCGUCGUCUCAUAACAGCAUAUCAGCGUACUAGUAAGAACAGGCAAAGCCAGCCAAUUCAAGCACCCUUUUCUGUCCAGGCUUGUGUGAUGCCAUCUGCCUUUGAAGAAGCUGCUUUAAAUCCAAAAAUGGCUGCCAAAAUCGAAAGACAACAAAGGUGGACAAGACGAGAAGAAGCUGAUUUCUAUAGAGUCGUGUCUACUUUUGGUGUAGUAUUUGAUCCAGACAGAGCCCAAUUUGACUGGACAAAAUUUAGAGCGAUGGCGAGGCUACAUAAAAAAACAGAUGAAAGUUUAGAGAAAUAUCUCUAUGCAUUCAUGGCCAUGUGCAGAAGAGUUUGUCGCCUACCUUCAAAAGAUGAACUUGUGGAUUCAAAUGUUUUCAUUCAGCCAAUAACAGAAGAACGUGCAUCUCGAACCUUAUAUCGUAUUGAGCUUCUCAGAAAGGUACGAGAGCAAGCUGUCCGUCAUCCUCAGCUAUUUGAGCGAUUAAAACUUUGUCAGCCAAAUCCCGACUUGCCUGUUUGGUGGGAAUGUGGGACCCAUGAUUGGGAUUUAUUGGUUGGUGCUGCAAAACAUGGAGUUAGCAGGACAGAUUACCACAUCCUUCGUGAUCCUGAACUUUCAUUUAUGUCAGCCCAGAGGAACUACAGUCACAGUAAAGUAGCACUUUCAAGGACUUCUACUCCACUUUUACAACAGUAUCAGAUGGCAUUGUCGGCAUCUCCUCUCAUGCCUCAAGCAAGGCUGCCAGAUGUUAAAGGGAAUGUGCUUGAGGAUACAAAAACUAAGAAUGAAAACCAUAAAGAACCUCAUUCUUCAGACGAAGAGUCCAUGUCUACUGAAAAUUUGCAGAUGGGAGUGAAGACAGAACCUUCAAGUCCAAAGAAUGGCACACCCUCACAUGCUGCAGACCACAAGCCUGUUUCGAAGGCAGAUAAUGACAGGCGUAUGGUUGCAGCAAGGACAGAACCCUUAACUCUAAAUGCUGCUUCCAAAAAGCAAAGAUCUGGAAAGAGAGGAUCAGACUCUAGUUCUGAUUCAGACUCCGAUUCAGAUAGAUCAUCCUGUUCUUCCAGAUCAUCUUCAUCUUCAUCGUCGUCUUCUUCCUCUUGCUCUCGUUCCAGAUCAGGAUCCAGCUCUUCAUCUUCUUCAUCUUGUUCUUCAGCAUCAUCAUCCUCUUCCUCUUCUUCUUCCUCUUCCUCCUCCUCUUCCUCUUCUUCCUCUUCAUCAGAAGAGAGUGACAGUGAUGAAGAGGAGGCACAAAAGAGACGAGAAGGAACACCUCACUUGAAAGCAUAUGAUGAAGAAAGUGUAGCUUCAAUAAGCACUGUGCAGGACGAAACCCAGGACAGUUUCCAAAUGAAUAAUGGAACACCAAAUUCUAAUUGUAUCUUACAAGGUGGAUAUAUGUUAGCUGCUUCCUACUGGCCCAAGGAUCGGGUUAUGAUUAAUCGUCUGGAUAGUAUUUGUCAAACAGUCUUGAAAGGUAAAUGGCCCUUGGCAAGGAGAAAUUAUGAGAGCAAUGCUGUGGCUUCCUUCUAUACCACCAAGCUUCUAGACAGCCCCGGUGCUGCUGCAGACUACAGCGAGCGCAGUGUACCAACUCCUCCAAGCGCAGACGUUAAAGAAGAAAAUGAUCAAUCACCACAGAUGUCAAAGGUGAAGAAGCAUGUGCAGGAAAAGGAGUUUACAGUGAAAAUCAAUGACGAAGGUGGUUUGAAAUUAAUUUUUCAGAAGCAGGGGCUUUGUCAGAAAAGGCCAUUUGAAAGUGAAGAUGGCCUAUUAGGACAGCAACAGUACCUCGCCAGGCUACAUGAACUUCAGAAUGCUUCAGAGACAAGCCUUGCCAAUUUUCCAAAGUCUUUGCCAGAGUCAGGAACUUCUAACCAGUCGAUAGCUUGUGCAAAUGGAGUAAUUGUCGAUGAUCAGCCUGCGGUGAAAAAGAGGAGAGGAAGGAGAAAAAAUGUGGAAGGAGUUGAUAUCUUGUUUAUAAACAGAAGUAAAACACCUAACCAUGUUUGUCAUGGUGUUACUACCCCCCAGGUUGGUCUGGGCAUAACCCCCCCACUUCCAUUUGCACAAUCGCAAGGCCUGUGUGAUGCAGAAAGCCCGGUUCCAGUUAUUAAUUUAAAAGAUGGUACAAGACUUGCAGGUGAUGAUGCCCCUAAAAGAAAAGAUUUGGAAAAAUGGCUUAAUGAACAUCCUGACUAUGUUGAAGAUUUAGGAGCCUUUAUCCCUAAAAUGCAGCUUCACGAAGGAAGACCGAAACAAAAAAGGCACCGUUGCCGCAACCCUAAUAAGCUGGACAUCAAUAGCCUUACUGGGGAAGAACGUGUUCAGCUGAUAAACAGAAGAAAUGCUAGAAAGGUGGGCGGUGCUUUUGCUCCUCCUCUGAAAGAUCUGUGCAGAUUCCUGAAAGAAAAUUCUGAAUAUGGUGUAGCUCCUGAAUGGGCAGAUGUUGUUAAGCAAUCGGGAUUUCUUCCUGAAAGCAUGUUUGACCGUAUUCUCACAGGACCUGUUGUUCGAGAAGAAGUAAGUCGGAGAGGGAGAAGGCCCAAAAGUGAAGUUGCCAAGGCAGCAGCUGCGGCUACAUCAGCGGCCAACGUCCCAGUCGCCCCUUUGCUGACCAACGGGCUGCUCCCAGGUGUGGAUCUCUCAACUCUCCAGGCCUUACAGCAAAACCUGCAAAAUUUUCAGUCAUUACAAGUGACCACAGGUUUAAUGGGAAUAUCUGCUGGUCUGAACACUGCCGGCGAUGCAAAAAACAUGGCUGCCGUAUUUCCCAUGUUGCUUUCAGGAAUGGCUGGUUUACCAAAUCUGCUAGGAAUGCGAGGACUCCUAACAAAGUCUGCUGAAUCUGCUUCUGAGGAGAAAAAAGGACACGACUCCAGAGAGCUGGACGGAAAGAAAGAGAGGACAGAAAGCCCAAAUGCACAUAACGGUGGAGAAAACUCUGUGUCAGGUUCUCCUUCUACGUCAUCCGCUGCCAGCACAGCCGCCAGCUCCUUAACUCUUAACCCUUUACUGUUGUCCAAUAUACUUUAUCCAGGGAUGCUUCUCACGCCAGGCCUUAAUCUCCAUAUCCCAGCUUUGUCCCAAUCGAAUAUUUUUGAUGUACAGAACAAUGAAAAUCACGGCACAGGCUUAACUAAGCCUCCAGGAGAAAAGGAAGAAAAUUCUAGGGUUCAAGACGAAGAAGUCAAGAGGGAAACAGCGCCGAGCUCUCGCAACGGAAACAGCACAGAUGAGGGUUCAGAGAAAGCCGACGCUUCUUCUGGCUCCGACAGUACGUCCUCCUCGUCUGAGGAUUCGGAAUCUAGUGAUGAAGACUGACCCCAGACUCUGCACUUAAAUUAUAAACUGAUUUUCAAUUUAUUCUUUCAUUAUUUUGUUGUAAAUAACACAGUGUUGAGUGAGUGCAUCAGUAAUUACUGACCGAACAUUUCAGUAUUGUUUAGAAGUGCAAACUGCGUUCAGAAACAUUUUGCAUGUAAUAUUUCUUGAGGUUCCUUAGUUCCUGAACUUCUGUGUACUAUCAAAUACACAAUGGUGUAAAAAGAAUUACAGCAAAAGGCAUUAUAAUUUUGGGCUUUGGGGGGGGUUAAUUUUUUUAAAAAAAGCUUAGUAAGAGCUGUAUAUUUAAUAUAUUUGCGGUGAACACAAUUCUUUAUGCGCAUUAUUGAUUUAAUCUGAAUAUAGUUUUACAGCCUCCUUGACACUUAUAAUUUACAGAUCAAAACUCAGCAAUAAUUUGGGCAGCUAAUGAAUGUCAUGAAAGCUGUAGAAUCUACAUCACCAUCCAUUGCUUUAAUUAUAUGGAAAUGAUCUGGUGUUAUAAUGCACUGCUGAUGUUCCCAGUUCAGGUACAACUGUGUUUAAAAUAAAAAGUUUCCCAUUCAGCCAAUUAAAUUGGCUACUUGUUACCUCAGCUGAGUUAGUUUAGAAAGUUUACAUUGGUUUCUCUGCUUGUUUUCCUAUAUGCUUUGCUUUUUAAAAAGCAUCCUGUGUAUGUUAAUUUGGCAAGGGAAAUUAUCAUUACCAGUUGCACUCUUACUACUAGCAAAGGGAAAAUUUUUAUUUAAAAUAUCCCUUUCCUGUCUUCAGCACCAUGGAUACUGAUUUUAAGUUUUGCUCCAUCUACAGCCUUCAUGUUGUUGAGGAGCUGUAUCCACAUGUUGAAAUAACUCAGAAGUGCCACUUUCAACACUGCAUACUUCACAUGUAAGGAUUAGAUCCUUGCGAAGUUAUACUGUUUGCUUCGUUUGUCUAGGUUUCUAUUUUGUGUUUGUCGUGUAACCUCCUGUAGUUACCAGUUCAUAAUGGUAAGGGGAAAUAUAGACAUGUUAAAACUCUCACAUUUUUACAGG